AUUUUAUGCAGGGGUACAACCCUUCUCCAAUUUAUUGAAACGCGUAAACUCUGGUGACAAAUCACCAAAACUUUUUGUGUUCUUUUCAAUAAAUUUUGCCACAAAUUAAUUUCUAAAAUUCCACGGAUUUCAUUUAGUUUUCAAUUUUCCCCCCUUAUUUUCGUGUAAAAUUGUACAGUUCAUGAACAUCAAUUUUGCAGUGUAUAAAGUAAAACUUGAUAAGCACUUAAGAAAAAGCGAAACUUAAACAGGUGCUUUGGAAUUUUGCAGUUUUGUGGACACGAACUCGAUAUCGUGUAAAGAUAGUGAAAAUAUUCGAACUGCAAGCAAAAUGGUUGAUAAAUUCAUAAGUAUGUGGAAGGUACGCGAAUUGGCCGAUAAAGUAACCAAUGUCGUUAUGAAUUAUACGGAAAUCGAAGGAAAAGUGCGUGAAGCGACAAAUGAUGAUCCUUGGGGACCCACAGGACCUUUAAUGCAGGAAUUGGCUCAUGCAACUUUUUCAUAUGAAAGUUUUCCGGAAGUCAUGUCCAUGCUAUGGAAGCGCAUGCUACAAGACAAUAAAUCUAACUGGCGGCGAACGUAUAAGAGCUUACUACUGUUGAAUUAUUUAGUACGGAAUGGUUCAGAGCGUGUCGUGACAUCAUCUCGCGAACAUAUUUACGAUUUACGGUCGUUGGAAAACUACACAUUCACCGAUGAAGGUGGCAAGGAUCAGGGUAUUAACGUUAGGCAUAAGGUUAGAGAAUUAAUAGACUUUAUACAGGACGAUGAACGUUUACGCGAGGAGCGGAAAAAAGCAAAAAAGAAUAAGGAUAAAUAUAUAGGUAUGAGUAGCGAUGCAAUGGGCAUGCGAAGCAUGAGUGCGCAAAGUGGUGGUUAUAACGAUUGGCGUGCGCAGCGCAAUGAUUUCGGUGACAAUUGGUAUUCCGAUGCACGCGGGGGUGACCGAUACGAAGAUGAGGAUGCACAGUAUGAAGGCGAGCGGGAGUAUUCGGAUAGUGAUUCGCCGAGCCCUAGGAGAGCAAAUCGCUACAAUGAUCGUUCGAGCCCCGCUGAAUUUGGCAUAGAGGCCAAGCCAAAUUCUAUUAAUAUGAAUAUACGUCAAAAAUCCGCGCUUAACAACACUCCAUCUAGUAAUACAAGGCAGCCAACUGCAAAGCCAGUUGUUGGAAGUAAAAAAAUUGACAUGGGAGCUGCAGCAAACUUUGGUAAAAUGUCACCAAAUGCGGCGGGUAUACAUUCGCCUACUCAUCGAGAUACGCCCAUCAGUGGUGGGGAUGAUUUAAUUGGUAGCAACGGUAACGAUGGGGGUGACGUUGGGUCAAUAGAUAACAACAAUCUUAUAGGCGUACAGCAAAAUAUUAUUGGCGGCAAUAAUAAUAAUAACUUACUUGAUGAUAUAUUUAAAACCUGCCCAGCGCCGAACGAUAAAACUUUGACUAGUGCUGCCAUUACAAGCGAUGAUUUGGACGAUUUUAAUCCUCGUGCAAUCGAGUCGAAGCAGGCACAAGAAUUUGGUGAUUUUACCUCAGCCUUUGAUAGUGGAUCAUUGCCUGAAUUGCCUACGACGAACAUUGCGGGAGCUUCCGAUGAAUUUGCAGACUUCUCCGCAUUUCAAGGAAGUUUGGCUUCUAACACACUCAGAGCGCUGGACAAUAGUUUGUUGACAACGGCAACUCCAGCUAACGAUUCAUUUGAUUUAUUUAGUGGUACCUCAGCCACUUCUGCAGAAUCGGCGACGACUGGCGCUUCAACUACUACAGAUCUUUUAGCUGGUUUGGGAGACUUAUCUAUUCACCAAAGUAUGCCAAUGGUCGAGGAUGGCACAGAAGAGAGACUCAGAAUUAAGCCAAUACCUGUCAGCAUUAAAAAUACACUUAAACAUGCAAUUAAUACAAUCAAGUCUAUACCGAAAGUUACAUGCGCAGCAGAUGCAACGAAAAUUGCUAAAACAAUCGAGUAUUUGUUCAGAAGUGGCGCUCUUCCUGGAUAUUGCACGGCGGAGAAAAUUAUUGGUCUCGACAAGGAUGCCUUGGACUGGUCAGAAAUCGCCGCGUAUGAGUAUGCGGAAAUCCUGCAUAGCCUUAUAAAACUGUUUAGCCUCAAAUGGCCGGAUAUUCGAUCAUCAGAUAGUGAUGUGCAGAUUUUCAAUCUUUUUAGAGUUGACUGCAACUUUGCUUAUAUAUAUGAAACUUUUUAUUCGCUCAACAAAUAUCUGAAUAUCCUGGACGAAGAUGGGUCCACAACCCUAGUAUUUGUAUUGUCGGAGCUCGUCAAUGAUACUCAACUAUUACCUUUAACCAUUCUGCAUAUCUGUCGCGCUCAAUCAAUACUGACACAAGAGUUCAAAUGCGAAUUAAAGGCAUUGCCUACGCUAAAAUUCGAAGAAAUUAAUGCGGAUGUCACAGAAUUUUUGCAAAUUAUUAUUUCUCUACCGAAUAGGGUAGCUAAUAAAUUGGGUCAAAAACUUCCAGAUGCAUUUAUACCCAAAAGGUAUGCUCAUAAACUACUCAGGCAUUUACUUUGUGCUUUGAAUUUCAUCUUCAAGUGUGAAAACAUUUCGUGUUUUAACUUGGAAUUUUGCAGCCGACUAUUAAGUCGUAUAAUAACGAAUUUAUGUAAUACCAAAGAAGCUGACAGCAAGCUAUAUGAAUUUUUAAAAAUCGUCGACGAGUUUGCUAAGUUGUCAAGACCGCGUGUCGUAAUACAGAAAAUGUUUAAUGCAUUGGACUCAAAUGCUAUACAUAAAGCAGGGUUGGCUGUGUUGCUUACAGCGCCAGAUGUCGAUGUGUAUCGCUUGCUUGGUAAUGCUGUAGCCAAUUCAGACAACUGGCAAUAUUGUUUCACACAUACAUUGACGAUACAACGCACGCCGAGUUCCGAGCAUGCUCUCUGCGCCUUAGUCCGCUAUUUAGCAUUGAGCGAUCCUAAAUUGGUACAGGUAGUCUUCAAGCAAUUGCUUAGCGUUUGGUCGAAGCGUUCUACUUUGCAGAGACUAACAGAUAAGGAGCAUUUAACUUUUGGCAAAUUACUUAUAGCUACUGCUAAACAAUUAUUUGCCGAACAGAAAGACAGAAAGGUACACCUAUUAAAUGACAACGACUACAAACGUUAUCUCCAUGAUAUUUUACGUUUUCAUUUGGAAUGCGCCGACGUGGUUCAAAGGCAUAUUGGCAUGAAGGUGGUGGAAAUAAUAUUCAAUUACAUGGAAGAUCCACACACAAAAACGGAGGAUCGCUUGCAUUUCGAUUAUGAAGAUGUAUUAAAGUUGUCACGUGGCAGAUUGAUAACAGAACUUGAUAGUAUAGCAAAUAACUACAAAAUACCUAAAAAAGACGAUACCGUGGACGCAGAAGUCAAUUUGAAUAGAUUAACAAAUUUAUUAGAAAGUUUCACAAGUGAAACGAUUGAAAUAUCGAAAAUUGUUACACCGAACUCUCAGUCAAACCCCCUUUAUGUAAUUUUGAAAAGUGUUGAAAAAUCAACGAAAAUAAAAGAACUAGAUUCUGAUGAUGAUGAGGAAGAGUAUAAACCUUACGAUAUGUCUAACGACACGUCAAUCGUAACAGAAAAACGCCCCAAGUUUCUACCGGACUUGAUACACACUUUGAGCACAAAACCAGAUAAUUAUGAAGUAUUUGAGGCUGCCAUAUCUGCAGCAGAACAGUUGAUACGUUCACAAUUGUCGCAACAAGACUCCAGUCUCGCUAUUGACAUUUUGCGUAUUUUCGUACCACUUGAAAUGCAUUAUUAUUAUGAGGACUUCGAACGGACGAAAUUCAAAUGUGGCGUGGCAGUUUGUGUGUCUGUACCAGGGUCCUCUGCAAAGUAUCUAUGUCGGGAAUUUCACACCGAAAAUACAUGCUAUAAUGCCAAUUUGCGAAUUCUCAUGCUACAAAUAUUGGCUGCCGCUGCCAAAGAACUUUCCGGUAUAACAGGAGAAGCAGAAACUUUCGCGGAAACAGCACUCCUACCAACUCCAGCGAAACAUCCCCGCAAAUUCCACUUCGAUAAUGAACACGAAUCUCGUUUACUGACAGCUCAACGUAUAAUACGACAACGCCUCAAAGAGAAAACUAAGCGAUUUCACGGCAAGCACAAAACGUUGGACACAAAACCCGCAAAACUCAAUCGUUUCCACACUGUAGCAGGCAUAUUUUUCUUUUCGCUUGUUCGUGGUCCACGCACUCGACAGAUGUUGUACGUGAAGCCCGAUCACAUAGCGCACGAUAUUGAUACAUUAUUGUUGGUUAAUUUUCUACACACAUUAACUGUAUUUAUGUUGAGUGCCACGAAUUGUCCCCUUCUCCCCGUCAUCACUCAAGAAGUUUUUGAUUUGUGUUCAUUUGUGCGUUUCAGCGUUGAGACACGGGUUCGACUGGCCACAUUAGAACUUAUUGGUGCGACUUUGGUGACCACACCAGCAUAUGUUCUUAUGAAACAGUUUGGGGAGCGCGUUGCUGAAAUACAACAAUGGCUGGAAGAUUUAGUUAAAUCACCGCUAUUUGGGGGCGAAACUUCAGAAGAAUGUCGUGAUAUCGCUAAUCAAAUUUUGAGUACUUGCUAUAAAUUAUACUCGUCAGCGCAAAUUGAAUAAAAAUCAUUACAACUGUCGAAAUUAAAAUAUCAUAUAUGGAACGAAUAAAUUUCGUGAAAGCCUAUGUAAAUAAUUGUAUUUUUUUCUUCACCAAUAACAAAAAUUUUAAUAAACAGAAAAACGAGCUCUUAUACAAUAUUUUUAUACUUUCGGAACAUAUUUCAUAGAAUAUGAGUUUUAAGAUUAAUCGGAUAAAUCCAGCUAUGCAAUUUUUAGAUAUCUAUUUCAAUAUCUACGAUAAAAAGCUUUUCUAUGCAGAAAUACAAUCAUUGCCUUUGACAGGCAGCGAAAACUUUUGCUCUCACUUAGAUGUAACAAAUCAAUAAUAUUCACACAAUAGAACCCCAGAGAUCGCAGGAAAAAGAAAAAAGGAAGAAAGCAUUAUGAACCAUAACCGAUUGGCAUCAACUAUGAGAGCUUUAAUAUGUUUGCAAGUGUUAAGCGCAGUUAAAUAGGGAAAGCAAAAUUAUUGGAAAUACUUAAAUAUUUUGAAUAAAUCAUGUGUAAAUAUGUUUUUUAUAUAAAUUAACCAUAAUAUAUUUACAAGUAUGUAAUUGUACAUUUGUACAAUGGGAUUCAUGCAGAUAGUUUUGUUUAAAUGUUUAAAUUGACUAGAAACAGAAAACUUUUCUGAAUUCCAUACUACUUAUGUACAUACAUUUUAAAGUAUUUUGUAAAUUUAUUUUGAUUGUAUUUCUUAUUUGUUUUUGUCGUUUUUUUUUUGCUUAACGAUAAUAUUUUGGGAUUUUCCUUCAACACCUUGUAAUUGAAAAUUCUUUGUUUUAAUACAAAAAAUUUAUAAUAUUUUGCAUGUAUGUAUAAAUGAAAGCGUUUCUCAACAUACCCGGCAUCGUACCACCACGGACGCAUUAGACAAUAUCUUACCGCCUAUUUCAAGCAACAACAACAGCAAUUUACUCCAACCCAUAAGUGCUAGCAACAUACAACAGCAACAACUGGCUUUGGGCGAAUCAAUAAAUACAUCUACAACAGUUGGCGCACAAAAUGUUGGUGCCACUUGGUCCGAAAACUUGAAGACAGGUGAUCUGAAAAUUGAUCUAGACAACUUGUUGAACAGCAAAUCAAACAAGUCCAAUGUGCCAGCACCAUCGAUGAAUGCGCUAAAAACCCAGAGCCCCACGAAACACAUAGGCAGUGGUAGUGUUGGCAAUAAUAACGUGUCAUCGACAAUACAAACUUCUAGUUUUAGUGCGUUUGUCGGCGGCGGCAUUUCUCCAUUGACCAGCCCCGGUCUUGGUACGUCAAACGUUGUACAGAGUUCGGCAGGACUCCCAUCUGCCACAAUCGGCAUUCCAGGCGCCUUUUUUGCCCCAACAUCACAAAACAUUCCACCUCUAUCACAGCAAACAACAUCAACAACAGCUACACAAAUGUUUGCUAAUUUUAGUGCAAUGAAUUUAGAACAGCCACAACACCAAAAACGCGGAGGCAAUAACAACAAUAAUCAAGUACAAGCGCAUGGUUUUGAUAUAUUCCAAUGAUAUUUAAUAGCAUAAAUAAAUCACACACCGACAUACCUAUUAUGUACUGUAUAGUUCUGAAAAAAUUUACUUCUCUUGUUCUUGUUUUUAUUUUAAUGUUUUGUUUUGAUUCAUCCUUACGAUCCAACUGCAAUGUUAAUUAUUAAGAUUAUCCGUGUGCGCUGAUUUUUUGAAUGAGAAAAAGUAUUGCAAUUUUUGACUCAAGAAAUUCGUAAGCAAUUAAAAUUGAAUGUGUGCUUAAAUCGAUAUGCACAAAUGUUAUAAUGAUGUCUGUUAUAUAAAUGAGUGCAUUCGAUAUACAUACCUAUACAUUUAUAUGCAUAUAAGUAAAAUUUACUGCAUUCAAGGAGUGCGUUGCUGCCUCCAUUUUUGAGUUUUAUAUGUUAAUUAUUACAAUGAGUAUGCGUGUUACAUACAAUAGGAAAGUAUACAAUACUUAUACAAAUCUGCAAUGAAAUGUAAUACAUUGAAAACGUUAAAUAUUAUUAAACAUACAUUUGUAUUAGUGAAUAAAAUGAGUUAAUUGAAUAUACAAAAGAGAGUUAA
This is a messenger RNA of Bactrocera oleae (olive fruit fly), 6645 nucleotides long. The record is from RefSeq and is a predicted model, not a curated record. NCBI's taxonomy places the organism in Eukaryota, Metazoa, Arthropoda, Insecta, Diptera, Tephritidae.